Messenger RNA from Geosmithia morbida, 138 nucleotides. RefSeq lists its product as uncharacterized. Bases 1 to 138 code for a protein of 45 amino acids. Lineage: Eukaryota; Fungi; Ascomycota; Sordariomycetes; Hypocreales; Bionectriaceae. The record is from RefSeq and is a predicted model, not a curated record. The transcript has 4 exons.
AUGGCAGUCGCGUACUGCUGUCUGGCCCUGCCAUCCAGCCAAGUGGUCAUCGACCUUGGUCCCAGCACCUACACCUGCGCCACCUGCAACUGCGCCGGCUCUUGCGAUGCCUGCAAGUGCGACUCUUGCGGCCACUAA